Messenger RNA from Fusarium fujikuroi IMI 58289, 1896 nucleotides. RefSeq lists its product as uncharacterized. Gene Ontology annotation, biological process: regulation of DNA-templated transcription; DNA-templated transcription. NCBI's taxonomy places the organism in Eukaryota, Fungi, Ascomycota, Sordariomycetes, Hypocreales, Nectriaceae. Gene Ontology annotation, molecular function: zinc ion binding; DNA-binding transcription factor activity, RNA polymerase II-specific; DNA binding. Bases 1 to 1896 code for a protein of 631 amino acids. The record is from RefSeq and is a predicted model, not a curated record. The transcript is spliced from 6 exons.
AUGGGCAGAUUCAAGGGCCGAAGCACAGUAGCAUGCACAGUUUGCCACUCUCAGAAACUGAAGUGCGACGGCGCUCAUCCAUGUGGACGAUGCGCUCGUCGCCAGCGAGACUGCGUUUACCCCGUGAAGACUACAUACGUGACCGUACCAGAAGCCUACCUACGGGAUCUUGAGAGAACAGCUGCAGGCUCUCGGCCAUUGUCAUCCUUGACUCCCAGCUUCACGAAUGAUGUACCCGAGUAUUCAGGACAGUCACAGAGCCCUUCGAAUCCAGGUACCUCGACUAGCAGCAGAGUCGCAGCUCGGGCUGUUAUAUCACAUGACUGCAGUGCAGAACGGUUUGUCUAUGACCUCCGGCAGAUGGCGCUGCCUGAGAGUCCCGAUGGGCUUCAACAGCAAGGCGGAUACUCAUAUGCGGUACUUAAAUCCGACUUGAUAGAGCCGAGGAUAUUGAUAAAGCUUCCAUCAGCGCCGCUGGCUAUGAAGUUACUUGACACCUUCGAGGACAUCUUUUGCGACCACCAUUGGUUUCUCCGAAGAGACUUUAGGAAACGGGUUCAGCUACUAUUCUCAGAUCCCAAGACCCAGUCACAAGACAGAAGCUGGCUUUCGAGGGCAUCUCUUGUCUUUGCCUUGGCUACAACUUUCAUGUAUGGAUCGCAAAAUUCUGGUGAAGUUGCGACUGAACAGUAUGAAACUCCGACACCUCCCGGAUCAGACUUGUUUGAACAAGCUGUAGCUUUAUUAAAUGUUUCAUCAGAGGAGCCUACAACAGAAGAUGUCGAGGCAUUGAAUCUCAUGGCUUUCUACUGCUAUUCCUUGAAUCGUCGGAGGAUGGCCUACAAAUACGCGACGCAGAGCUUAGCAGUAGCCAAGCUCUUGUUUCUUGACAGGACUCCACGCUCAUCGGCCUCUGGGCAAGAUGUCAUACUCGAACAUCGAAAGCGCCUAUGGUGGACAUCCUUUUGCAUGGAGAGAAUGGUCGUGGCAGAGCUAGGACUGGCCCCAGCGCACGCAGCGAAUAAUUUCGAUGCUGGGCUGCCAUCUUCACGAGACAUACCCGAAUCAGAAAUGGAUCAAUUUUUCGAUCCGAGCGUCCAGACACUGCAGACACAAAUAUGCGAGAUCAAGUGCCAGAUAAUGGAAUCUGUCGGUCACUUACGUCGGGUCUCGGAUCUGGAGACUAUGUUGUUCGAGCUAUGGCCGUGCUUCGAUACGCUACGGUCUUGGAAGGAAAAGGUACCUUCAUACAUCUCAUUUGACUUCAAAAAUGGUGUGCCGGAGGAAAUGAGCCAGCGAUCAUGCGCUCGUGGACUUGCAUCCCUAUACUUGAGAUAUCACCAGUGCUUUACGGUGCUACUUCGACCUUUCUUCUCUAAGAAGCUGUCUCUCAGGUUGCAGGGAGUUGGUUCUGACCACCUUGAAUCAAGGUUAAAUGUAACAAUGCGCCAGCGAAUUGAGGUACUCACCAAGGAAGGUCACGAUGCAGCAAGGAACAAUUGCAAGAUACUAAUAGACCUCUUUAAUCGCGGUAAACAUGCGCGAUUCGGUUAUUGGGACUCAGUGCACGCUUUCAGUAGCCUCUCUAUCAUCUCUAUUGCAAAGGCCGUCGCUCCCGAGCUUACUGAAACCUCCGAGCUUAAUGACGAGCAUCUCUAUACUCAGUGCGGCCUCAUUUUAAAGGAAAUGGCUGAAGCGGGUAACCCGGCUGCCCGAGAUCACAAUGCCUUACUAGCCGACUUAGACAGCAUUGUUCAAAUGCUCACAGCCAAUGAAGAUGCCGGACCGGUAGAAAGACCAACAGAAUUUGAGGUUCCAUCAUUGGAGUUCUGCGAGAGCCUAUGGUCUGAUGUUGAUUGGUUGGAAUUUUUAAAUAAUUGCUCUCAGUGGGCAUAA